Molecule: messenger RNA, 11028 nt
Organism: Alligator sinensis (Chinese alligator)
Lineage: Eukaryota; Metazoa; Chordata; Crocodylia; Alligatoridae
Gene: WNK1
Product: WNK lysine deficient protein kinase 1
Exons: 34
Coding region: 1-8241 (2746 amino acids)
Biological process (GO): negative regulation of sodium ion transport; intracellular signal transduction; positive regulation of sodium ion transmembrane transporter activity
Cellular component (GO): cytoplasm; cytosol
Molecular function (GO): chloride channel inhibitor activity; ATP binding; protein serine/threonine kinase activity
Source: RefSeq, a predicted model, not a curated record
AUGGCGGCGCAGGAGGACCGCAGCCGGCAGCAGGAGGACAUCGAGGAGCUGGAGACCAAAGCCGUGGGUAUCUCCCCCGACGGCCGCUUCCUCAAGUUUGACAUCGAGAUUGGAAGGGGCUCGUUCAAAACGGUCUACAAAGGGUUGGACACCGAGACCACGGUGGAGGUCGCAUGGUGUGAGCUGCAGGACCGGAAGCUGUCCAAAUCGGAGCGGCAGAGGUUUAAAGAAGAAGCUGGGAUGCUGAAAGGGCUCCAGCACCCUAAUAUUGUUCGGUUCUAUGAUUCCUGGGAGUCUACAGUGAAGGGAAAGAAAUGUAUUGUUCUUGUGACAGAACUUAUGACAUCUGGAACCCUGAAAACGUAUUUGAAAAGGUUUAAAGUGAUGAAAAUUAAAGUACUAAGAAGCUGGUGCCGUCAGAUACUAAAGGGCUUGCAGUUCCUGCACACUCGCACGCCCCCUAUUAUCCACAGAGACCUAAAAUGUGACAACAUCUUCAUCACUGGCCCCACUGGAUCAGUCAAGAUAGGAGACCUGGGUCUGGCAACCUUGAAACGAGCUUCCUUUGCCAAGAGUGUAAUAGGUACCCCAGAGUUCAUGGCUCCCGAGAUGUAUGAGGAGAAAUACGAUGAAUCCGUUGAUGUAUAUGCUUUUGGAAUGUGUAUGCUAGAGAUGGCCACGUCUGAAUAUCCUUAUUCUGAGUGCCAAAAUGCCGCGCAGAUCUACCGUCGAGUGACCAGUGGAGUCAAGCCAGCCAGCUUCGAUAAAGUAGCAAUUCCUGAAGUGAAGGAGAUAAUUGAGGGAUGCAUUCGGCAAAACAAAGGUGAAAGAUAUGCUAUCAAGGACCUUUUGAACCAUGCUUUCUUCCAGGAAGAGACUGGUGUGCGGGUAGAACUAGCAGAGGAAGAUGAUGGAGAGAAAAUAGCUAUCAAGCUCUGGCUACGCAUUGAAGAUAUCAAGAAACUUAAGGGCAAAUAUAAGGAUAAUGAGGCAAUAGAGUUUUCCUUUGAUCUGGAAAGAGAUGUCCCAGAGGAUGUAGCACAAGAAAUGGUGGAAUCGGGGUACGUAUGUGAAGGGGAUCACAAAACAAUGGCUAAAGCCAUCAAGGACAGAGUGUCUCUCAUCAAACGAAAGCGAGAGCAGCGUCAGUUGGUGCGCGAAGAGGAGGAGAAAAGAAAACAAGAAGAAAACAGUCAGAAACAACAAUUGGAACAACAGCUACAGGCAAAUGCUGCUCAGGCAGGGGUAAAACAUCCACCAUUGGUUACUGGCACCACUUCUAUCCCUACUACUUCUGCCUCAGUUUCCACACAAGUAGAGCCUGAGGAACCAGAGGCAGAUCAGCACCAACAGCUACAGUAUCAACAACCUAGCAUAUCAGUUCUGUCUGAUGGGACAGCUGACAGUGGACAGGGGUCAUCAGUUUACACUGAAUCAUGUGUGAGUAGCCAGCACACUGUGUCAUAUGGUUCACAGCAUGAACAGGCUAUCCCAACAGCUACGAUUCAGGGGUACACACCUUCAGUUGGUCAAGUGCAGUCACAACAGCCUGGAGGCUAUCAGCCACCCACAGUGCCUCAACGUGGUCGUAGCAUGUCAGUUUGUAUCCCCCAUCUUUCUGCUGUUCCCUUUUUGUCCUGCAUCCCUCCCAGUGCUCCUUCCACCCCACCGCCAGCGCUGUCUGCACCUCUUUCUCCUUCCUACCUUCGGACUGCCCCUGAAGAAACCUUUGCAGAAAAGCUUUCUAAAGCCCUGGAGAGUGUCCUGCCCAUGCACUCUGCCUCUCCACGCAAGCACCGACGCUCCAGCCUGCCAUCCCUCUUUAUCAGCCCCCCUCAGUCCAUGGUGCAUCCACGUGGGGGAACACCAAUGUUCCCAGAUUCACAGAUAUUUUUCCCUACCGUUCAUGAACGGCCAGUGUCUUUCUCGCCACCACCUGUUUGCCCGCCAAAGGUGGCAGUUGCUCAGCGGCGCAAGAGCACUUCUUUUCUGGAAGCCCAAACCUGCCAUUUCCAGCCCUUGCUGAAGACUGGCCAAAAUUUAGCUCCCCCAGGUGGUAGUCCAACAAACUGGACCUCAGAGGCAGUGGUUAUGCUGGGCACACCUCAUAGGGUCACUGGAGAGCCACUGCAUGUACAAGUCAAUCCAGUGUUUGAGCCUGCUCCAGUGUAUAGUGACUGCAGAUCUGGUCCAGCACCUCCUGAGGAUGCUCACUAUAGAAUGCAUCCAGAAGCAGUGUAUUUAGUGGGCAUGCACUAUCCACCGCAGUUGCAGGAGCACUAUGAUACAAUGGCAUAUAAUUCCCAGGGGACUGAACAGCAUUUGAAACAGGUGCCUGAACAGAAGCAUGUGCAAGGUGGCCUUCCCCAGAGCUCUGCUUUUGACUACCAAUCUGGGCAGACAUUCCUGGCAAGACCCUUUCAGACACUAAGACUGGAUUCUGGGAUGGGCCCUCUUUCACCAUUAUCGAGUGCUUCAGCUCCAUUAAGUGCAGAUUCCACACAGAUGAAGUUCCACCAGGUAUUUGUUCCACAUUCUGCUCCUGCUGUGCUAACCCACAGUGGUGAUGGGAGAGCAAGCUGUGUCUUUGAGUUCCAUGUGCACACGCCAAGUUCUGCUCCAGGAGAAGGGGGAGUCUUACCCCAGCGUGUCUACAGAAGCCGUUGUGGCUCCAUGGAUUUUAAUCAGGAGGAGUCCACUCAAAGCAUAGGGCUGCAUGGUCGUCUUCAGCCUGUGACAGAGGAGCAGUGUAACUACCUUGGUCCUGAGCUAACAGUGUCUAGAGGAGGAUCUUUCAGACGGAGCUGGCCAGAAGGAAGCCCAGAAUACUCAAGUGACUCAUCACAGCUGACUUCAUCGGAUAUUGGCGAUUUCCAGUCUCCUCCUCCUGCAGGGCAGUCUUCUACAGCCUUUGCUUCAGACUUCUCAUUCCCCAUUGUUCAGCUGCCUCAGAAGGUAUUGCAAGAGUCGCAGCUCUUCAUCUGCUUCCCACAGGGAGCCUCAGCUCAGCAAGCCUUGUCCACCUUGCUUUCAUCAGGACCAUCUGCACUCUAUCCUCAGAUGCAGGUGCAAGGCCAGGCAGCUUCCAGUACUGUAUCAGGUGGUGUGCCAUCCCAGCCUACCCCGCUCACUCAGCAGAGUGCACAGCAGCUACCUGCUCCCCAGCAAACGGGACAGUUUCAGUUGCAGCAGCCACCAGGUUCCAGUGGAGGUGCCCCAACACAGUCUGUUACUCAAACCCAGGCUCCACAGAUCAUGCCAAUGCCUCAGGCACCAGUUGGGUCACAGCUUCCUGUUUCCCAACCAGUACCGAUCAUCCAAGGCGAGCCUCAGUUACCUGUUGCAGCAUCUUCUCUCCCUCAACCAUCAGUUGCCCCAAACAUCCCUGUUGGUUCUCAUUAUAUCCCUGUGGGACAACCCUUGCCAACUUCCCUGCUCCCCCAGUUCUCAGCGUCUCAGCUGCCCAUGGCAGCACCUCAUGUGUCAGUGGCUCAGCCAGGUUUCCAGUCUCUGCCCAUGUCUAUGCCAGCUGCCAUUAAUCAGCCACUACUCACUCUAGCCACAUCUGCUGCAGCAGCUGCUAUCCCUGUAGGAUCAACUGUUGUCCCUAGCCAGCUUCCUACGCUUCUGCAGCCUGUGGCCCAGCUGCCCAGCCAGGUUCUCCCACAGCUCCUGCAGCCAGCUGUUCAGUCCGUGGGAUUGCAGGCCAGCCUUGGACAAGCUGCUGAAGCUUCACUUCCAGCUGGAGAUGCUUUGUACCAGGGCUUCCCAUCUCGGUUGCUGCCGCAAUACCCAGGAGACUCAAAUGUUGCUCCCUCCUCUGCUGUGGCCUCUGUUUGCAUCCCUUCUGCAGUACUGUCCCCUCCCAUACCCACUGAUGCAUUGGCUCAGCCAGGCUACCUUACGGCAGUGGUUCAGCCUUACGUGGAACAAAACGUUUUAGUUCCUUUGGGUGGUGUAGGAGGACAGGUCCAAGUGCCCCAACCUACAGUGAGUUUAGCACAGCAGGUCUCAGCUGCAUCCUCACAGCAGGCAGCCUUAGAGCAGAAUGUCAUGCCAGUGUGGGGACCUUGUUGCCACUGGUUGUUCUGUUGGGAAGGGGUUUCUCAGGCUUCUGUUCCAGAGUCUCUACCACCAACACAGCAACCUCCUGCACAAACUACUCCAUUGACUUCUUCUAUGGACAGUGCCCAUUCUGAUGUUGCUUCAGGUAUGAGUGAUGGCAAUGAGAACGUUCCAGCAUCUAGUGGGAGACACGAAGGGCGGACUACCAAACGGCAUUAUCGGAAGUCUGUACGCAGCCGCUCUCGCCAUGAGAAGACUGCUAGGCCAAAAUUGAGAAUUCUUAAUGUUUCAAACAAAGGUGAUCGAGUGGUGGAGUGCCAGCUAGAGACACACAAUCGGAAAAUGGUUACUUUCAAAUUUGACUUGGAUGGUGACAACCCUGAGGAAAUAGCAUCAAUUAUGGUACAGAAUGAAUUUAUCCUAGCGACAGAGAGAGAUUCAUUUGUAGAGCAAGUGCGAGAGAUCAUUGAGAAAGCGGAUGAAAUGCUUAGUGAGGAUGUUGGUGUGGAGCUAGAAGGUGACCAGGGGUUGGAAAGUGCACAGGCAAAAGAUGACAGCUUCUACCCAGGAACCCAGAAACUGGAGGGGGAAUUCAAACAGCCUUCUAUGCCCCAAAGAAUAGGUGUGCCCCCUAGCUCCUUCACCCAAGUUGUCCAUUCUGCUGGAAGACGAUUUAUUGUCAGUCCUGUCCCAGAGAGUCGGUUAAAAGAACAGACGUUUUUCACCACUGGUAUUCCCAUAGGAAAGGAAAUUCCAGAUGUGGUUGCUGCCUCUCCAUCCCAUGGUCCUGGGAUGAACCUCUCUCACUCUGCAUCAUCACUCAGCCUGCAACAAGCCUUUUCUGAGAUCAGACAUGGUCAAAUAACUGAAGGACCCAGCACAGCUCCUCCAGUUUUUAACCAAACUGUACCACCGUUUCCACCUGCAAUUACUAGCAUGGCUGGAGGCCAACAGCCUUCAUUGGUGACUCCUUCGGCAUCUGUCCCCUCGACCACUGGCAUUUCUCUUCCAGUAACUCAAUCUGUUAUAUUGUCUGCAGAACAAGUGACGUCUGGAGUGGCACCAAGCACAGGUGUAUCUGAUUCUAGUCCUCCACCAUCGCAGUCUGGGCAGCAAAUAGCUGGAGUGACUUCCAGCAUUAGUGCACCUGCUUCUUUUUCAGUAGCUACCACUUCACAGACUGCCCAGAUGACUGGAGAAAUUAUCCCUAGCGUCAGCAUGCCUGCUUCCUUAGCACAAACACAGCAGAUUUCUGGAGUGGCUGCCCUUGUUAGUCUGCCGGGUGCUGUACCUCCACCUGCAACAUCUCUGUCUGUUCAACAGAUUGGUAGUACUGCAGCUCCAGCAGCUCCACAAAUGUCUAUCCCAGCUAUAGUUCAGAAUGUGGUUUCACAGCCUUCUCAGCUGAGUAGCAGUAGCUGUACCCUCAGCCAGGCAGAAACAGUUGUUGUUAGUGCACCGCAACCUGAGAGUACACAAAUAGUAGAUAAAUCACAGCUCUGCAGUGCAUCUGGGCUGUCCCUUCCUAUCUCUGCACCAUUGUCCUCAGCAGUAGUGUCAAGUAUGUCCAGUUCCUUCACUCAGCCAGCAGUGGCACAUCCUUUACUCAUCCCAUCGGCACUUGUACCAACACCCAUUUUACCCCAAGCAGUAGGUGCAGUCUCAACACCUGUAUUGCCUCAAGUUCCUUUACUUGGCAUCCUCCCACAGCCAGUUGCAAACCUGCCUGCAGUACAGCAGACUUUGAUACACAGUCAGCCUCAACCAGCUCUACUACCCAAUCAGCCUCAUACGCACUGUCUUGAGGCAGAUGUUGACACGCAGCCUAAAGCACCUGGUAUUGAUGACAUAAAGACCCUGGAAGAAAAGCUACGAUCUCUCUUCAGUGAACAUGGCAAUAUUGGAGCAACUCAUCCGUCAGUAUCUCUAGAGUCAUCACUAGUAAUGGAGACUCCACUCAUCCCUGGCAUACCAACCACUGCUGUUGCACCAACUAAGCCCAUGACAUCCAUCAGCACUUCUCUACCACCUACGAGUUUGCCCCUUGGACCAACUGGUUUAGUGGCAAUGACACCAGUAGCCACACCUGGGCAAGUAGGAACCCCAGUCAGCUAUGUUUCAGCACAAGGCAGCAUUGCAGCAGCACCAGUGAAACCAGGGACUCCUCCCUCAAAACCACCUCUUAGCAGGGUACCGGUGCUACCAGUAGGUCCUGAACUUCCAGCUGGCACUCCAUCCAGUGAGCCGCUGCCACCCUUUCCAGGACCUUCACUAACUCAGUCCCAGCAGCCACUGGAAGACCUGGAUGCUCAGCUAAGAAGAACCCUCAGUCCAGAGACUGUCCCAGUAACAUCUGCUCCUGCCUGUCCUGUGCCAGCAGUUACCGCUCCAGUAACCGUUGUAGCAGCGUCUGCACCUACACAGCCCCUAAAAGAUGCAUCACAGAGUGCAGAGAGCAGUGCUGCGACCACCACUGCAGGGACUGGAGUUCUUAAGAUGGGCCGAUUUCAGGUGUCUGUGGCAACUGAUGACAUGCUGAAACCUCAAGAAACUAAACCUGUGCACUUUGAGACAACCUCCUCUGAUUCUUCUUUGUCUGGCAGUAGUCCAGAGAGUACUCUGGUGAAGCAGACUUCCAGUCAGCCAAUGGAGACUGUCAUUGGCACUUCUGUGGAUGUGGUAGACAGUGUUCUUGCUCAGCCAGUUCCUGCCACACAGUUGCCAUCAGAGGUUGGGCAGCCAACUAAAGUUGGGCGCUUUCAGGUGACGACAACAACAGACCAAGUGGGUCGCUUUUCUGUUUCUAAGACCCAAGAUUUGGUCACCUGUGGGGAGAAAGAGCUUCUUUCUGUGGACUUGGAGCAAGUUUCUUCUCCAGGCCUGACUCCAAAGAAAGGUGUACCAGAGUUGAUAGAACCAGAGCAGUCUCCGCAUGUAAAUGGACCAUCGUAUGAGCUGGAGGCUGCCUUCCUGAGCGGAGCAGCUAAGGACUUGGAUGAUGGCUCCGGCAGUCCAGACUCUCUGCAACCAGGGGGUUCCAAAAUCAGCCUCCCCAUCCAAAGCCUUAGCAACUCAUUCAACUCUUCCUACAUGAGCAGUGACAAUGAGUCAGAUAUUGAAGAUGAAGACUUAAAAUCAGAGCUGCGGCGGUUACGGGAAAAGCACCUUAAAGAGAUCCAGGAGCUGCAGAGUCGCCAGAAGCAGGAGAUUGAAUUGCUUUACACAAAACUGGGAAAGGUUCCUCCUGCAGUGAUUAUCCCCCCAGCUGCUCCUCUCUCAGGGCGAAGGAGGAGACCUACUAAAGGAAAAGGUAGCAAAUCCAGCCGCAGCAGCUCCCAGGGCAAUAGGAGCCCCCAGCUGUCAGGUAACUUGUCAGCUCAGAGUGCCCCUUCAGUCUUGCCCCCACAGCAGACUCUUCAUCCUCCUGGUAGUGCUCCAGAGACUGGGCAGAACAAUCUGUUACAGCCCCUUAAACCAUCUCCUUCAAGUGAGAACCUCUACUCUGCCUUUACCAGUGAUGGUGCCAUAUCAGUACCAAGCCUUUCUGCGCCAGGCCAAGGCUGUGCGAAGUUUAACUGUGCAUCUGAGAGGGUGACGUUCAAGCCUGGUGGCAGGAGGACCCGAUUUCUGAGGAAGAUGGUGAAAAAAGUCUGUCCUUGCAACCAGCUCUGUAGGACCAGCAGCACUAACACAGUUGGGGCUACAGUGAACAGCCAGGCACCCCAGUCUCAGCCGCCUGCUAUCUCCUCCAGCCGAAAAGGGACCUUCACAGAUGACCUGCACAAGUUGGUAGACAAUUGGGCCCGUGAUGCCAUGAACCUGUCUGGCAAGAGAGCUGGCAAAGGACACAGCAACUAUGAGGGUCCUGGAAUGGCAAGAAAGUUCUCGGCACCUGGCCAACUCUGUAUAUCUAUGACAUCCUCCCUGGGUGCUACACCCAUCUCUGCAGCAUCAGCUACCUCUUUAGGUCACUUCACAAAGGCUGUGUGCCCACCACAGCAGUACAAUUACCCGGCAGCAUCCUUUGCAGCUCCAUGGAGUGGGACAGGUGGUCCAGCACAGCAGUCCCUCGGCCAGUUCCAGCCUGUAGCUGCUGCCUCUUUGCAAAGCUUCAACAUCGGCAGUUUGCAGAAAUCUAUCAGUAACCCCCCAGGCUCCAACUUGCGGACCACUUAGCCACACCCAGAGACCAAGCUGGGUAGACCCUGGGACAGGGAAUGAGGCCUGUAUCAAUUACUAGUGCUGCAACGAACUAGCUGUUUCUGCCACAGUGGGAAUGAGCUUCCCUUGUCCAACCAGUGCUGUCAGCUCUCUGUAAAGAGCCACAAAUCUCAAGGGGGAGGAGGGUAAUGGGCAACUUUGAUGGGACAGUGCUUCUGACUAGAUGCUCCUGCUCGUGUGACAAGCGAUGAAGAUGGAUGUCAUUUAGUCAAAGGAAUCUCGCUGUAAAACUCAGUUCUUGGUUUGAGUCUGAAUCCACAUGUGCUGGUGGGAGAGUUUAGUCCUAGUUCAUGGCUUUAACACAUUUCUCAUCUUGCCCUGAAGAAUCGAGACCAGGAGAGGAGCUGUCCAAAUCCCCCUCCUCUUCCUCUCUCUAAACAAUCGUCUUUGGCUCCUGAGUGGUGGGGGACACAAAUGGACUUGCAUUGCAGCCCAUGCUUGAGAUAGGUCAUUACUGCUUUAAGUAAAAGAUAUUAACAGCUUCAACAGCAGCAUUAGAGCAAUUUAAAUUGUUUAAAAAAAUUUAAAAAGUUCCCAGCGGACAUGUACUUACCAUCAGUUUUGAUGUGGAAACACUGUGAUAUAUAAAUGUUGUUGGACAACAGUAGCUUAAAAUGAGUGGAAUAUAGAGGGUUAAAAAAAGUUAAAAAGUAAAAAAAAUGUAAAAAAAGCUAGCUAUAUCCUUAUACUUAUUGGAGACACUUUAACUUUUUCCUUUGUAUUUUCAUUGUAUUAGAUAAAUAAAUGUGAAUGUAAAAUUGUAUAAAUUAAUGUACUUGAAUACUUGUCUGUUCUCCCAGUAUGCUUGCUGGAUAUUUUAGUGCCUUGGACUUUUAUUGCUUCUGCAGUUAGCAUCACCUUCCCAGCAGACCCCAGGUGAGAGAGGGCAAGCUAAGAGAAGAAUGGAUUGUUUGUACCUAGUGACCAGGAUACCAAAGGGUCAACAAGUUGGAUGUGUUAUAGUCAUAAUGUAACAGUCUAGGGUAGGUGUCAGAGAGGAAGCAGUUGAGGCUGUAGGUUGAAAGAGUUCUGGUGCUGGGGAAAGCUGCCCAGAUGAACACAUUUCAGAAUUGAUGAGUCAAUGCUGAUGUGACUGGGGGCAGGCUGGGGGAGGGACAUAGGCCACGGACAAAACUAACAAACGCUGCCUUGAGACUUAAUAGGGCUGGAUCAAACUAGAGGGUGGGGAGAAUGUGUGUACAUAUAGGAGAGGUUCAACUUCAGAUGUGGUUUGACUCAAGUUAGGAAGGGGUGACAAGGUGUGGUAAGCAUGUGUGCAUGAGGGUGGAGCCAUUGGUUUUUGUGGAGUGGGUUGUCUGCUGGGACUGCUUUUCUUACCUUUUUUUUCUAAUCCAUUCGUGCCAGGAGUACGCUUUCCUGGUGCGACGUCCAUUGCCGGCAAUGGAUGCACUUGAAACAGCCGGCAUCAAGGAAUUCCCUCUGUGUUAUGCAUGCAGAGGACUUAAUUUUGUUCACUCUAAAAAAAUUUCAAGCUGGUACCAGGACCGUAACUAACUGUGCCACCUGAGUAUAACUGUACUGUACCUUCUGCUUAGUUCAUUCUCUUCCCUUCUUCAUACUUACAAAUACUGGUUCCCUGUUCAAAGUAAUAAUACUGCAACCAACCAGUAUUACUUGGUGUAGUGCUGCAACAAGCUGUGAAGGUCAAAGUACUGCUUCCUGGUACUUGAGAGUAGUUCAGUGGCAUCCUGGAAGCGUGUGCAUCAAAUAAGUCUUUUUACUUGUCUGAAUUUUCUUCUGUGAGUAAUGUUUCCCUGGGGGGAGAAUUAAUUUGGGGUUUCUACUUUCUUUCUGUGGAUGUUUCACAUUUUACCUAUAAAGCCCCCAAAGGCACAAGAUCUGUCUGUUUCCCUUCAUCUGGUUUUGAUGUUUACAACAUCUUUGUUUGUCAGCAAGGGUGUAGGCAAACUGAAGAAGUCCUGGCGGAUGAAAGAUAGUGGCCAGAUGACUGGGUUCCAACAGUUUCUCAGAUGUUUGUGAGUGGCUUCUUCCUCCUUUAAUUCCUUUUAACUAACAUGUAGGCUCCAUAAAACUACAGGAGGAGAAAGAGGGCUCACAGUUGUAUGUGUGAUGGGAAGAGAAGGAGAAAAGGGGACCCUGCUGGUAAAGUUAAUCAGAAAGCCUCUGCUUUCUACUUUAAAUGGGUGAGGAGAAAAGGUUCUUGGAUACACCAAAUAUGGGAGAGGAAAAGUGUCCUGUAUAACAGAGCAGUCACAGGCCUGAAGCAGUAGUGGGAGAAGGGCAACACUUCAUGGCAGAAGAACUGAUCAACUGAAAGCAGCACAUGGUUAUUUAAUUGAUUUAAUAAGUUUGAGGUCGGUUUUUUCUCUUAACGUUAUGCAAGAGCUGGUUUUAUUUACCAUUGAUUUCCCUCCUGUGGAUGAAAUAACUGAAGUCUAGAGGAAUAAACUAAUGCUACUGAACUGUUAAAUUAUUUUGUGUUUAAUAUUACACUUUGAGUAUCUUUUUUCCACAUAAAAUCUGUUUCUGAAUUUACAAAUGUUUUCUUUACAUUAUUUAACAAUGUACACUGUAAAAAGGCAAAAAAAGAAAAAUAAACUGAAUUCAAACUCUGGGCUUCCCUGGCCGUAGUUAGUUGUAUGUUUUGCACUAAAUCCAGGCAUUGCGCUUCUUGUAUGAUUGCGCUUUGUGCUGCAAUUUGUUACCUUUGUAGAAUAUUUAAUGAAAUCAUUCAAAUAAAACAAACCUGCUUUUGUUGAA